Molecule: messenger RNA, 1131 nt
Organism: Symbiodinium sp. CCMP2592
Lineage: Eukaryota; Dinophyceae; Suessiales; Symbiodiniaceae
Source: the annotation of a GenBank genome assembly
AUGGUCUACGCUCCCUCCGGGGGCUGGCAGGCUCGAAGUGAUGUGGACGCCUCGGACGCAAGGCAUGGCCUGCACAGCCACAACGGCUUCGACGACAGGGGCCAGGGUGGCAACAGCUACGAAGCUGAGGACAGCUGGCGCGAUUGGGCGGACGUCGAUGCGGUCGUUGAGUGUGGCGGUUGGGGCAUCCAUGACCCUGAUGUGGUGGAAAUCGUCAAGAAGGAGACUCUCAAUGUCUUGGGAAUUCCUCGCAUCUGCAGCGGCGACCAAGUCCACAUCCACUGCUUAAACUUGCAAGAGAACAACUUUGGCGACGAGGGCGUGGAGGCGCUCGUGGGAUAUCUGACGCGGAAUCGUAUUCGCGUGGACAUCCUGCGCCUCUUCAAAAACCCCAACGUCGGCAACAAGUCAGCCAGCAAGCUGCGUGAGCUGUACAGUCAGGAUGCGAGGGCUCCACCCAAGGAGCUUCACGUAAGCAACUGCUCUGUUGGGUCGACCGGGGCGGCAGAUCUCUUGCUGGCCAUCGCCCGGCGGUGGAGGACAGCAGAGCGCUUCCAGGGCAAAGCAGCAAAGGCUGCUUACGUACGUCUUGACAACAACCGUUUCGACCUGGAAAGUGUGGUUGGCAAGCUCCAAGAGGCGAACUUCUACAUCCGACAGGGCUACGAUCCCAGAUGCCGUCAUUCGGACAUCUGCGAGGUGCAUGAGGUGGGUGGUGGGCCGUCGCUCAUCAUGAUCCCCCAAAUGAGCCUGAGAUCCUUGCCGAGCCGGGGGGGGCAAUGGAGGCAGACUCCUGCUGCUGCAGAGGAGCCUCCACGAGAGGCUCCGAGGGAGCAGCCGGCGCCAACUUUCAAGGGUCCGCCCGAGAUCGUGGAGGAGAACCCUGCGGAUCCUCCCAAAGACUGCGAGGGCGCGCCCAUUCGAAAAGGCUGCAAAGUGCAGUACCAUGAUGAUUCCAACUGGGUUGGACUUGUCGUCGGUUUUGACUUCAAGGGCACGGCCGUCAUCGACUGGCAAAGUGGUGCCAAGAAGGGUGAGCGGACCGGUGCUGGCGGAAGGUAUGUGCGUGUGGUGGCAGAUCGGCCGGAAGAGGUUCCCGUGCAGAAGGACCGAGUCAUGUCACACGAUUAG